Messenger RNA from Lepidothrix coronata (blue-crowned manakin), 2261 nucleotides. RefSeq names its product La ribonucleoprotein domain family member 6 (gene LARP6). The coding region runs from base 16 to 1707 and encodes 563 amino acids. Gene Ontology annotation, cellular component: nucleus. The record is from RefSeq and is a predicted model, not a curated record. The transcript has 4 exons. Gene Ontology annotation, biological process: RNA processing. Gene Ontology annotation, molecular function: mRNA binding. Lineage: Eukaryota; Metazoa; Chordata; Aves; Passeriformes; Pipridae.
GGGCUGAGCCCGGCCAUGGCCCAGCAGGAGCCGGCUGAGCUCGGGGCUGCGGCCGCCGGCCCGGAGCUGGCGGCGGGGAGCGGCCCCGUGCAGAUCCGAGUGGCCGUCCAGGCAGCCGCGGAGGAGGAAGAGGACGAGGACGAGGAGGAGGAGAGGGGCGGCGGAGCGCUGUGCCCCAGCUGCAGCGAGGAGGACUCGGGGCGGUGCGGGCGCUCCAGUGGUGGGGAAAAUGAUGACGACUCUGAGCAGAACUGGAAACCACCAGAAAAUGACCUGAUCCAGAAAUUAAUAGCACAGAUUGAAUAUUACUUCUCAGAUGAGAACCUUGAGAAAGACGCCUUCCUCCUGAAACAUGUGAGAAGAAACAAGAUGGGCUAUGUCAGUGUUAAACUCCUCACUUCUUUUAAGAAGGUGAAACACCUGACCCGUGACUGGAGAACCACGGCCUACGCACUGAAGUACUCGGGCACUCUUGAGCUCAACGGUGACAACAAAAAGGUUCGAAGGAAGACUCCAGUUCCACUGUUUCCAAGUGAAAACGUCCCUACCAGGAUGCUGCUGGUGUAUGACAUCCACAUGAUUUCUGAGCUGCAGGCUCUCAAUAAGCAAGAAAACGGAUGCAUGCAAGAAAGGAUAAUGGAGCAUCUCCUCAAAGCCUUUGUAACUUUUGGUGUCAUUUCAUCAGUUCGUAUUCUCAAGCCUGGCAGGGACCUACCACCUGAUAUCAGGAGGGUCAGCAACCGGUACACCCAGCUGGGAACUCAGGAAUGUGCAAUUAUAGAAUUUGAAGAAGUAGAUGCUGCCAUACGUGCUCAUGAUUCAAUGUGCACCGAAAAGAGAGAGACUGGCAUGAAAGUUGUCCUCAUAGGAAUGAAACCGCCAAAGAAAAAAGUUCCCAAAGACAAGAACCACGAUGAAGAUUCCAGCAAGAGUCUUAAGAAGACUCGAUCCCUUAAUAAGAGAGUGGAGGAACUUCAGUUUGUUGGUGAUGAAUCUUCGGCAAACAGCUCUUCUGACCCAGAGAGCAAUCCCACAUCCCCACUGUCAGGGCGCAAACGUACUGCAGCAAACACUGCGAGUAAUUUGAGCCCCAUCAUUCAUCCAAAUAACCAUUUGAGUCCUAAUGUGUCACCCAGAUCAAGUCCUUGGAACAGUCCAUCUUCACUGAGGAAAGUAACAAAAAAAUCUCCGCUGGCUGAAGACAGUAAACUUAACCCAAGCACCAGCCCUGAAAUUCCACGGAAGUGUACAGAUUAUUCCUCGGAUAGCAGCAUCACCCCUUCUGGGAGCCCCUGGGUACAAAGAAGGAAAGCCCAAACUCUCACACAAGAGAAGAGUUCCAGCAGCAGUCCCAUGUUGGUUAGGAAAAUACAAAAUGCAGACGGUCUCCCUGUAGGGGUACUGAGGCUGCCUAAAGGUCCUGAUGGCACCAAGGGAUUCCACAAUGGCUGUGAAAGAAGGAAGGCUAUGAAGAAACAUGUGAGGUUGGAAGGCAUCUCUGGAGAUUGCCCAGUCCACCUCCUUGUCUCAAGCUACAAGAAGUCACUGAGCAGUUUGAGCAUCUGUGAAGACAGAGACUUCCCUGCCUGUUCGGGUGAUAUGUUUCCAUGUACAACCACAAAAGUGUUUCUUUACAUUCAGGUGCAAUUUCUAUGUUCCAGUUUGUGCCCCUUUUCCCGUUACUGGGUAUUGCUGAGAAGGGCCUAGUUCCGUGUUCUUUACUGCUUCCCAUCAGGUGUUUAAAAACACUGAUGAGAUCUGGCCCCAGAGCCCUCUCCUCUCCAGUCUGACCUGCUCUCUAGGCCUCACAGGAUGGACGUGCCAGCCUUUUAAUCAGCUGAAUCGCUUCGCUAGUGCACUGCCCUUACCUGCAUCCAUUCCUUUAAUGUAUUAUUUUGAAAUGCCUAAACAUCCAAACAGACCUAUAAAUCAUUCAUGUACUACAUCACUUGCAGAGUUGGGAUCCUGAAGAGCAGUGUGUAAAUACUUACAGUUUAGUGGCUGCAUUAUGAGAAGGGUGGUAUGUUACCAGUCUCAUCAUAAGGAGCUGAGGUUUUGAAGACUUUCUGUGUUUGCCUCAAAAGGAACUGAGAAAGUUACACCACAGCGAGCAGUUGUUCUCAUGUACAUUGCCAAAGCAGUAUUUUUUAGUAGGACCAGUGUGUAUUUUCAUGUGAUGUGAGUAAAGACUGAGCAUUGGAGACUGCUCUGUAAGUGUUCUCUCAUAUAAUCAGAUGGAAAUAAACAAAAAUAUUAACUCA